Molecule: messenger RNA, 1614 nt
Organism: Striga hermonthica
Lineage: Eukaryota; Viridiplantae; Streptophyta; Magnoliopsida; Lamiales; Orobanchaceae
Source: the annotation of a GenBank genome assembly
AUGAAAACAAUCAACCCACCUUCACACUCUCAAUUCUGUGCUUCCUGGGCUCGAUGCUACGACCCCAUGAAGAAAGUCACCAAAUCUUUCAAACCCAAAACCUCCCUUAAACCCUCCGCCUUUUCAAAAUCCUUGAGCACCUCCUUUAAUUUCAACCAUGAAUAUCGAGAGCAAGAAAAGCCAAAGCUCCACCAACUCAAUGAUGAAAGCCCAGAAAUUUUGAAUCUUCCCGUGGUGAUACGCCGGUCCGGCAGGGUCUCCGGUUAUUUUUGGGAUGGGAAAGAGCUGAAGUUAGCCUCUGUCGAUGAAAUUAAUGUACUCUCGUUGUCGAAUUCUUCCUUGAAUUUCGAAGGUGAAAUGAGGAAAUUGAGUAGAGUUUGUGUAAGUGCUGUGAGGAACUUUUUCCUACCGAGGGAAGUGAGUGAUAACUAUUUGGAGUAUGUGAAGUGGAAGUUUUUGCAUAGAGUUUUCAGCUCCGCUCUUCAGGUUCUUGCUACUCAGGCAAUGUUUCGUGCAAUUGGAAUCGGCUAUUCUCGUUCACUCCCAUCAGCCGCUGCACUAAACUGGGUUUUGAAGGAUGGGCUUGGACGGCUUAGCCGGUGCAUUUACACUGCCAGCCUUGCUUCUGCUUUUGAUACCAAUCUCAAGAGGGUUAGGUUUGCGACAUCUUUCCUGUUCAGCUUGAGCAUUGGGGUCGAGCUGCUGACUCCCAUCUUUCCCAAAUACUUUUUGCUUCUAGCAACACUAGCAAAUAUUGCAAAGCAAAUAAGCCUUGGUUGCCACUUAGCCACUGGUUCAGCUGUUCACAGAAGCUUUGCGAUCGCGGAUAAUCUUGGUGAAGUUUCUGCAAAGGCUCAGAUUCAGACAGUGUGCUUUGACAAUGUUGGUCUCCUGUUAUCAGCUACCUUGAACAUCAUGUUUAGAAACAAUCAACGAUUGUUGGCAGCUCUACCAUUUGUUGUAUAUCCAAUCUUCUCGGGUGUUGACCUUUAUGGGAUUUAUCAAGGCCUUAAACAUGUUCAUCUCCAAACAUUAACUAAGGAUAGACUUGAGUCGAUAUUAAAGAUUUGGAUUCAGCUAAGAUAUAUCCCUUCACCCGAUGAAGUGAGUACAAAGGAAGGCAUCGGUUUAUUAUGGAGAAAAGACAGUGAGCUACUACCUGUUAGAAUUGGAAUCUUGAAUCCCAAGAAAAAUAAGGCUUUUGCAAUGUCAACGCUAUCCAUGAUGACAUUGAAGUCUUUAAAAGAUGAAGAUUCGUACUUCAUUUGCUUGGAGAGCUUAAAUUAUGGAUCCAGAAUAAUGGAUCACGGGAUUCUUAUCUGUUUACGGGAGGGGGCCCAAACUUCCGAUGUUAUCAUGGGUUUGUUGCAGGCUUGUUACCUUCGCAACCGGGUCCUACUCGAUACGAUCAGUUGGGAGAAGAUUCUAGAAACUUGUCAGCACUCGAAUUCAUUUCUUCGAGAAUGGUUUCUACUAUUAGAAGAAAGCAAGAGGUCUGCUGAAGCUGAUCUUUAUGUGUUGAUAGAUAAGAUGUCGGGAUUGGGAUGGUCUUGCAAAAACGUGCUUUUGAGCAUGAGAGAGCAAGAAAGAUACAGUUUUGUGGCUGAUGGCUGA